This is a messenger RNA of Fundulus heteroclitus (mummichog), 4322 nucleotides long. Its product is annotated as SNF-related serine/threonine-protein kinase. The transcript is spliced from 8 exons. The coding region runs from base 527 to 2935 and encodes 802 amino acids. Gene Ontology annotation, biological process: protein phosphorylation; microtubule cytoskeleton organization; intracellular signal transduction. Lineage: Eukaryota; Metazoa; Chordata; Actinopteri; Cyprinodontiformes; Fundulidae. Gene Ontology annotation, cellular component: cytoplasm. Gene Ontology annotation, molecular function: ATP binding; tau-protein kinase activity; protein serine/threonine kinase activity. The record is from RefSeq and is a predicted model, not a curated record.
GCUACCUGUGUUUACUUGGCGCAGCUAACGACGCCAGAGCGAAAGGGAAACAGAGAGGCUGGAGUUGACAGGGCGACAGAUUAACUCCGGGAUCCAUCGGAGCCAUCUGCAGCCGACCAGGCGGCCACACAGCAGGCGCGUUGAACGGAACCGAGACGGACUCCAGCCUCGGUAACAGAGCCGCAACCCGGAGCAACGCGCUCGCCCCGCAGCGUUGAAAUGGACCGGACAGGACGCCCGACGCUGCUUCGGAUUCCUCCGUGAUCACGACUUGAAGGGACUGAAUUAAGCUGGGCACUUGGAGCACAGGGAGACAAGUCUGAAUAUUUACCACAAAAGGCUGGAGAUCAUAUCCUAUCCUCAGACUCUGUAAGACUACCCCGAAAAGUUACACAGCUGAUCCAGGAACAAGAAAAUCUCCCAAAACGACUUUACCUAACUUCAACCUGCUCAGGGGAAAUGGAGAACUGACAACUGAAGACUAGCAGGCAACAAAAGGCUGUUCUUCCACCAGUCUGCCCUAGACAUGUCAGGGCCUAAGCGUCAUCAUGAUGGGAAGGUCGCAGGGCUGUACGAUCUUGAUAAGACACUGGGCCGAGGACACUUUGCAGUGGUCAAACUGGCACGCCAUGUAUUCACCGGAGAGAAGGUUGCAGUAAAGGUGAUAGAUAAGACUAAGCUGGACCCAGUGGCACGGGGUCACCUUUUCCAGGAGGUCCGCUGCAUGAAAAUGGUGCAGCAUCCCAACGUGGUGCGCCUUUACGAGGUCAUCGACACAGCCACCAAACUCUACCUCAUUCUCGAGCUGGGGGAUGGAGGAGACAUGUAUGACUGCAUCAUGAAGCACGACGGAGGCCUCAGUGAAGAGGUGGCCAAGUGUUACUUUGCCCAAAUCGUCCACGCCAUCUCCUACUGCCACCGGCUCCACGUGGUUCACAGGGACCUGAAGCCUGAAAACGUCGUGUUCUUCGAGAAGCAGGGCGUCGUCAAGCUCACCGACUUUGGUUUCAGCAACCGUUUUCAGCCCGGAAAGACGCUGAACACGUCCUGCGGCUCUCUGGCUUACUCGGCGCCUGAGAUACUGCUGGGGGACGAGUACGACGCUCCUGCCGUCGACAUCUGGAGUCUGGGGGUGAUCCUCUUCAUGCUGGUCUGCGGUCAGCCCCCCUUCCAGGAGGCCAACGACAGCGAGACCCUGACCAUGAUCAUGGACUGCAGAUACACAGUGCCUCCGCACAUCUCCCAUGCCUGCAGAGACCUCAUAGGCCAUAUGCUGCAAAGAGACCCGAAGAAACGAGCUACUCUUGAGCAGAUCGAGAGCCACGAAUGGCUUCAAGGUGUCGACCCCUCCCCGGCCACCAAGCUGUCCACCCCUCUGGUGUCGUAUCGCAGUUUAUCCGAGGAGGAGCACGGCUCCAUCAUUCAACGCAUGGUCCUGGGAAGCAUCGCAGACAGAGAUGCCAUAACUGAGGCUCUGGAGUCAAACCAGUACAACCACAUCACCGCUACGUACUUUCUGCUGGCGGAGAGGAUGCUGAGGGACAGACAAGAAAAAGAGCAGCACAGCCAGACACGGUCGCCGAGCCCAAGCAAGGCCCAGUUCAGGCAAUCUUGGCCGACCAGAGUAGAUGUUCACCAGGAAGUCAGUGACGGCAUUGGAGGUCCUGCUAUAUCCCACCCUGGGGGACCACAGUCCCCUGCCCGAAGUGCUGAGAGCCUCCAUAAAGGUCCCAGGCCUAAAACCGCUUUGCUGGACCUCAGUCAGCGGCAGGAGAACCUGACUCCAUCUUCCAGCCAACAACAGCCUGCACGACAGAAUCAGGAAAAGAGUUUGAGGCCUCUGGGAAAGCCCCACUCCAACCCCCUCAGGUUGGGCUCUCUUGGGUCAGUGAGUCAGGCCAAACCACGAAGUCCCAGUCUUUUCAGCGUGGAGGAGGACGAGGAAGAAGAAGGAGCAGACGACAAAUGCUUGCCCCCUUCUGCUCUGCCUUGUCAAGUCGUGCUUCGCUCCAAAACCUCCGGCUCCUCUUCAUCGGUGUCUUCUUCUGGUAAUCGUAUGACUUCUCGAAUGAGUGCCCCAGUUCUAAACCAGAUUCACGAGGAAGAUAGAGAGAACGAUGAAGAGGAGGAAAGUAGAGAGUUACAUGGACUUGGUCCUCCUAAACCCAGUCUUAGCCUGAAUUUGAACUCUAGAAUACCAUCACCUUCAACGCUAAUGUCCUCUCCUAGGACGCCAACAAAUGCCACUCUCACUCCCAGCUCAGAGACCAGUGACGAUGAGGCAGGAAGUCACUUUAAGCCACAUACAUUGACUGUAGUGGGACAAGAGGACGAUCGAGAAGAGAGGAAAGCAGGCGGUAAGAAAAGAGGGGCUGAACAGGGUAGUCCCCCCAACAUUGCCAGUCCGGGAUCGGCAUCAGUACAGGGGAAGACUACGGCCAAAGCAGCCAGUGGGCUUGUGGAAAGCCUAAAACUCAUGAGUCUGUGUCUGAGCUCUCAGUUCCACAACCUGACAGGUGGAGGAGGGAGUGUUGUUGGUGGUGGUGGUGUUGGUGGUGGUGGUAGUGGUGGGGGCGGCGUCAGCAGCAGUGUUGGAACGGACUCGCAAGAGCGUCCCAUGUGGAGGAUGUGCAUGGGGGGCUCCACCGGCAGCCUAGACAAAGUGUCACUGCUUGGCGGGCCCUCACCAAAGGGCAACCUUUACCACCAGCCCCCACUGGGAGACCUGCUGGCAGAUCCUCUGCUGGACGGACCCUGCCCGGGAACCCUGAGACUAGGAGAGCUGGAUUUGGCCAGGGAAAACCACAGGAACAUAAAGAACCGCACACUGCAGAUGCCUCUGAACGAGAAGACACUAUCCGUCAACAUCCACCGAGGCCCCAAGGAGGGUCUGCUCUGCAACCCUACCCCCCACAGCUGCUGCCAGGUCAUAUAGUGCCGCGGGCUGUAUCGAUUCCACUCCUCCUCUCCCGUUCAUAUCACUUUUCUUCCAGCUUUUAUUUAACUUACAUGAACGGGUUGUCAUGAGUUCACACUGUGUUUUUCUUGUUUGGUUUUGACCAACACCUAAUGGUGGCUAGCUGGGUGGGAAUUCCAAAAUUGCACAAUUGGAGACGAAAACGUCUCCAUGGAGGAGACUGUGUGUAAGUACGUGAAGCACUUUCUGUAAAUUGAACAGAACACUAUGGGGAUGUUUUAACUUGACGGUGUAUUUAAUCUGUAACGUUAGAAAACAGACGCAGAUAGAGGAGUUACUCUAAACCGUGCUUCUUCACGCGGAUUCUGCUGUACGUACACAGUGUUCACCAAAAUAAGCUGACAAAUAAAAGCUGGUGAGUUUUAGUAUUGGGUUACAUAUCAUGAUUUUGUUCCAGUUUGUUUUUAUUGUGUUUUUAUUUUUCAAGACAAUCUUUUAUUACUCUGUUUGAAAAUGUAAGUUAUGUCUGUUUUCUUUCGAAUGAGGAAAGAUACAGGGCGGGAACAGAUAACAGCACCUAAGCAUGACAGAGGCACACUAUAUUUUUUAUCAUCGUUAGAGGUUUUAUUUAUCUUGAACAUGGUCUGCAGACAGAAACACUGACUUUCUUUUAAAUGUUUUUUGUUGUUGUUAAAUGUCUGCAGACUUUGUACAUAUGUGAAUAGCUUGACAGUACUCUGUACCAGUAGUAUUAAUGGUAAAGUUGUAUCGCAGUAGAGACCUGAAUGCUAGAUCCUCGUACACCAUUAUCCUAUCAUUCCUACCGGAUCCUCGAGGUCUUGGGUGAACCCAGAGCUGUUGGUUUUUUUAAAUGCCCGAAGAAGAACAUCAGGCGGAAUUGAAAUGCGGCAAAUGCAGCUCCGGAAACUCAUAAGUGACUCUCAGUUCAUGUGAGGAAGGACAAACAAAUAAAAAAUAAAAAUAAAAACUCUGGGUGCAUCCUCUAACCGCGUCCAUCCUGUAGUUUGUCCAGGAGCACAGUAGCCACUGCUGUAGCGUAUUCCAAGACUACAACAAAAGGGGUUUUUACGAGAACACAACACUCCCCCCACUCAAGUGUUGAUCUUUGUAACUGAAUGUGUGACCCACCCCUCGUGGAAUAUAUAAACCGAUGACAGUGCAUGUGUUUUGCUGUAGCAACGUCAUUUCUUACCCACAAGGUUAAAGCCACCUGUUGUCUCUACCUAAGUAAACGGAUAUAAGUGGUCACUUUACUGUAACCUCACAGCAAUACCAGCAACUUUAAAAUGUACGAUGGGCGUGCCAUAAAAUCUGUCUUAAGCAUAUUGUACUGUAUGUAUAUGAUAGAGAUCUAUUACAAUAAAACGAUGUGAAUGAUGUCUAA